AUGCCCUUCUUCUUCUCCUCUGGUGUUAUUUUUCUUACGAAUUUUCAAUAUUCCCCAUUACCAUCAUCUUCUUCUUCUUCUUCUUCUUCUUCUUAUUAUUAUUAUUAUUAUUAUUAUUAUAAUUAUUCAUUCCUUUUUGGUGUUAUUUUUCUUUUUCAUUUUCAAAAUCCUUCAUCCUCAUCUUCUCAUUCCUUCCUGGAGUUAUUUUUAUUCUUCAUUUGCAAUACGCCCUCAUCUGCUUUUUCUUCUUCUUCUUCUUCUUCUUGUUCUUAUUUUCUCUCUCUCUUUCUCUCUUUCUCUCUAAUCUUCUUCUUCUUCUUCUUCUUCUUCUUCUUCUUCUUCUUCUUCUUCUUCAUGCACGCAUUGAUAGAUAACCUGCUUCAAUAUUAUUGCAUUAUUUGCUUCCUGAUCUAUCUAUCUAUCUAUCUAUCUAUCUAUCUAUCUAUCUAUCUAUCUAUUCGGUUGGUGCAUAAUUAUCGGUCUUUUUUUAAACAAUAUUUAUUAUGA
Acanthosepion pharaonis is the source of this 507-nucleotide messenger RNA. The record is from the annotation of a GenBank genome assembly. Lineage: Eukaryota; Metazoa; Mollusca; Cephalopoda; Sepiida; Sepiidae.